CGCAUUGCGCAACUGUAGCAUCAGCAGACGCGACGAUGGAUAGCGGAUCGGCUAUAGCCCCACAAAACUCCAUCUGCCUAGUGCGCGCCCCACCAACAUGUCUCAGUUAGAGGUGGGUUAUGUAAAAUACAGAAAACUGUGUUUUUAUACUGUACGUUUAAACCGUUCAAAACAUAUCGCCUUUUAAACACAAACAGGAGCUGCUAACGCUAGCCGAGCUAACUAACCCGCUCCCUCGCGCCCCUGCUUUUUAUCUGCUGUACGGAACCAGUCAGGCCAACGUAAUCGAGUAAGUGACUCAUUGUCAACGGCACAGGGCAUGUGUGUGUGUUUUGGAGCAGUUGGGAGGAGAUGACUGAGUCUGUCCCCACCGUGCUGUGUUCAUCACCAUGGGGCCAGAUGUGCCCCUGCUCAACGACUACAAGCAGGAGUUCUUCUGGAAGCGCUUCCCACAGACCGUGUUGGGAGGGCCGAGGUUGAAACUCGGCUACUGUGCUCCACCGUAUGUGUACGUGCACCAGCUGGUGUUAUUCUUGACCCCAUGGCUGUUGGGAGGCAUUGGGACGGCCCUGUACCAGUUGAGGGUGCUGGACGACACCUGGGCGGGCGUUGUUUCCGGUAUGCUCAUGCUGGGUGUGGGCGCCACCGUGCAGGGACUGGCACAGUGUAUGGCACGGAGGACAGGGGUGGUACAAAGACUGCCAGCUGCUAAUAACAUCCUCGCAGAUGAGGAGGAGGUGGAGUUUACACACUGCGUGGCACCUGAUACGGUACGGUUUGUGGUGCCUGGGAAAAAGUUCAUGGCUAAUGUGGUUCUGCAUACGUUGCUUGCCGGAGCACUGUGCGGGUUGUCUACGUGGUAUCUGCUGCCGGAUAGACUGGGCAGCUUGUAUGGGCACACAGGAGUCGGACUGGGUGCUGUUGUGCCUUUGUUUGCCCUGAGCUGGGUGACCGUGUGUAUCGCGGAAUACUCACUUAUCGUCAAUACUGCGACAGAAACGGCCACGUUUCAACCACAGGAUACAUACGAAAUCACGCCUCUCACCAGACCCCUCUACAUACUCGCCUUCAUUGCUGUGGACCUGGCUUUAAGAUUUGCAGGUUCUGCUGUUGUGGAAUUGCAGGUAGCGGCUCAGGUGCUUCAUGUGUUGUUUGUGGUUCUGCCGGUGCUUUGGGCUUUGGGAAUGCUCUCGCCAUUGGACGCUCUUCUGCUGUGGGCCAUGGAACAGUCCUUGGUGCAUGGCCUGGGUGGGUCGGCCAUGUCCACCAACAUCAGGCUGUUGGUCAUGUUUCUGUCAUCUACGUGUGUUGCCAUCUGUACAUUCUUUAUUCCCUCUUCCCUGGGCAUUGUCCUCUUCACUGUUGCCACGGGCUACCUCCUGAGUCAGGACCUGAGCCAGCUGCUGGUGCUAGUGAAGGGAGGCUCUUCGACCUUGGGUCUGGGCUGGUGGGGUCUUCCUCUUUCCCUGCUGCUCUUACUAGGGGCCUUGACUGAGGCAGGACUCCUUCAUCAGCUGUACCCCAACCAAACAUUAGAGAACCAAACAUUGAGUGUGAACUCUAUAGAGAACUGGGGGUCUUCUGUGGUACCUCCAAGCCCACAGGGUGUGAUAGGCUUGCUCCUUAUUGCCCUGUUUCUCAUUACCCGUCUGCUGAGAGAGCUUCAGGGGGCGUGUGUUCUGGGAGGGGCCGUGCUUAACCCGCUCUAUCCUAAAAGGGUCACGACAGCAAAGGCUUUUAGGAGAAAGACUCGUGGGCUACGUGUCGCGGGGAUAAUCAGGAGGAUGCUGUUGAACCUGGUUAGUCCAUUGGCGAUGAUAGCGUUUUUGUCUGUGGACGAGUCUCUUGCGAAGCUGCACACGGCCUCCCUCGCUAUUGGCUUCACGCGGGCAUUCAGGGUGGUGUGGCAGAACUCUGAAGCUGGUCUGCUGCAGAUGGUGUUGGUGGUGAUCAUCAGGCUUGCUGGGGGACACAGACCAGUGCACUGGCAUGAGUUGGGCACUACGGUACAGCUGAUUCUGGUCUCUCUGAUCAUCAAUCGCGUGUCUCAGUUUGUGUAUAAGAUAAAUUUCGCUCUUACUGUCUUGAUCACAUCUUGGACAGAGAAUAAACAGCGGCGUCAGUCCGCAGGCACUCUGCUGGCCCUCAACGCUGCUCUGUGUCCACUGCUGUUGGCCGUGGUGGUCCUCUCUGCCCUUCUCUCCGCCCCUCUCCUCCCUCUCUUCACACUACCUGUCUUCCUGGUGGGGUUCCCCAGGCCACUGCGCUCCUGGCCGGGCACACCGGGCACCGCCUGCCCUUGCCCAGACUCUGUAUAUUACCAGCAGCUCUGCAAAAGACUGGCAUCAGCUAUCAGACCAGCACUUGCUAAUGGCACUUUUGGUUCCUGUUCUCCUGGGACUCACUACCUUGGGCGCUUCCAGGGUCGGCUUCUGUGGAUUUCAGUUCUCGAAAGAGGCUACGGGUACUGCACUGUCAAUAUUAAGGGUUUAGAGCUACAGGAAACAUCGUGCCACACCGUUGAGGCUCGACGUGUUGAUGAAGUGUUUGAAGGGGCUUUUGAUCAUGUGGAGCAUCCCGGUCAGUGUUUCCGUCUGUUGAACCCUCACUGGGGUAACGCUCUAACUCCCUGCUCCGUGUUGCCCGUCAGGGUCUACUCUGAUGCCCAAAAUGUUCUAACAGGGAUCGUCGAUUCCCCUGACCACCUGCGUCAGCUAAACUCUGAUUUUCUUAAAACACUCGUCUGGAUUUUGUUGCGUUACUGUGUGCAGGAUUUGACUUAUGGUACUCAUCGAACGAAAGGGCAGUCUGUACAGACCUCUGGACGCAAGUCUCAGAGCUCCCAGCAUACCGUGCCCCUCGAGCCUGGUCCGGCUGUGGUUAAAGUUGGAAUAGACUCUCAAGUGCAUCCUGAGUCCUCUUCUUCCUCUCAUUUGAGGGGGCAGGACAGUUCCAGCCUAUCGUCCUUUGCUGAUUGGUCAGAUGAUGAUGAUCUGUUUGGUCCGAUGCCUGUGCGGCGGCCAAUAAAAAUGAUGGUACGGACAGAUGAAACACAGAAGGAGCUCGGGUUGGGGGUAUCUUUGCCAGGAUCUGUAGAAAUCCACAGUCUAUAUGAAAGCAUGGCACUGUCCUCGCUUCCCACCCUUAGACCUCUGGGCAUGGGUCUGGGGCUCGGCCUGCCCAUUGUAGAUAAAGGGAAGGAUAACAUCCCCACUCUCACUUCAACCACCGUCCCAUGGAACUCUCAGCCACUCCACUUCACCAGCCCUCACUCAGAACUCUUCUCUUUGCCUACGGACUGGCGGACCGCCCCCUUACCUUUCCCUAAAAUACAGGUAUUGCACCCUUGCUUCCCAGAGGCCUGGUUUUUCUUCUGUUUGUCCCGGUUAGUGGUGGAGAGCCUUGGGGAAGGAGACUUUGAGCAGGUGACGCAAGGUUUGCGGGAGGACCGUGCACUGCAGGAGCUGUAUACCCAGGUGGUUCUGUCGUGUUGUGUGGCGCUGGGAGCAGACACUCAGGUGUUCAAUCCCAAUCUGCUGUUCAGGCUGUACUGUGGGGACGGCCCCUGGACCGAGGGACUGGAGUGGCUGCGAACCAAUAAAGAGCUGCAUCAGCUUACACUCAGGGCUUUCAGGUACAGUGUCAAACUUUUGGUAGACCAGGCAUCUCUUGGUCCAGUGGAGAGUCUGGAGGAGCUUUACACAACUUUACAGGAUUAUCAUGACAACUGGUUCAUCGGCCUGGUAACAGACUGUGGUUGGCAAGACAGUGUUGUACAGGAGAAGCCCUUCCUGUUCUCUCUUGGACAUGACCUCACCAUGGGGACAUAUACAAGCCGUGUGUUAUCCCUGCAGGAGAAUCUGGUGCAGGUUGGAGUUCUGAAUGAGGAAGGUGUGAGGGGUCAGUGGGCAAACCUGUCCUGGGAGCUGCUGUACGCUACAAAUGACGACGAGGAGCGCUACAGUAUUCAGGCCCAUCCAGUGAUGCUGAGGAACCUGACCGUUCAGGCAGCUGAUCCACCGCUGGGAUACCCCAUCUACUCAUCCCCGCUCAUCCACCUACGCUGUUUAUGAUAGUCACUUUGUGUUACAUCCCUUGAAGUUUUUUAUCUGCACAUCUUCUCAUUUGUGAUCAACAUGCAAACAGGUGCUACCCAGUACUGCAAUUUCACGGUUUCAAGCCACUUUUUUUGGCUGAAGUCAGUCAAAUGCAUUUAAUUUCUUCCUGUACAGGGUACAAUGAAUUGAACUAUUUUAAUGAAGUGUUUAAAAUUGCAGAAUCGCAACAGUGACAUUACGAUCUGAAAUGAAUGCACAGGUUAAUAGAGGUCUGCAGCCGAAAUAUGUACUGAUUUUAACAAACCUGUGCUCCUGAACUCCACACAUUCAUACCAUAGACUCAUUCAGACACAGAGCCUGGAUUUAUUCUUUUCUCCAGAAAACGUGCCCUAUUUUCUGAAUAAUGGACCUACGUAAGUAGGAACUUAUGGGUGUCCUUGAAUAAAUCUUACCUCGCAUUGAG
This is a messenger RNA of Triplophysa rosa, 4521 nucleotides long. It is a transcript of the gene pcnx4, whose product is annotated as pecanex 4. Lineage: Eukaryota; Metazoa; Chordata; Actinopteri; Cypriniformes; Nemacheilidae. Bases 390 to 4073 code for a protein of 1227 amino acids. Gene Ontology annotation, cellular component: membrane. The transcript has 11 exons. The record is from RefSeq and is a predicted model, not a curated record.